AUGUCAUAAAUUUAAUAUAAAGAUAAUACAAAAUCACAAAUUUAGUAAAAAAAUGAAUCAUAAAUUUCUAUAUCAGAACAAAAACAACUUAAAAACGACAAAAAUAAAAAGCCUUGUUUUAGUUUUAUGUAAUGAUUAUAUAUAAUAUCUAGAUAUGGAUAAUAAGGAGAGGAUUCAUAAUUAAUAUCCUUUUCAUUAACUUCAAUUGAACAAUUAGUUUUAAAUAAGAUUGAAGAUCUUGCUAAAAUAAUUGCUUAAGUAUUAGCAAUAGAAACAUUUAAAAAAUAUCAUAAUCAAAUAAAAGGCUUGAGUUUAUAUAUAUUAUAAAAUUAAAUAUCAGAGCAAAGAAGAGAUUUUAAUAUUUUAGAAGAGGAUUGUUUAAAAAAUGGAAAUUAACAACAAUUAUUAUUAGCUAAAGAGGAGUUCAAAAAGUAUUUAAAGAUUCUUGAAGAUUUUCUUUAGAAUUAAGAAUACAAAUUAUUAUUUUAAAAUAUUCUACAACCUCAACCUUCAUAAUCAACAAUCCUUUUUGAGCCAGAAAAAAGGUAUUUAGAUGCACUUGACAAUUAUCACUAUUAAUCAACUAUUAAUUUUCAUCACUCUUUGAAAAAUGAUAAAACUGGAUAAGAUUUAUUUUAGAAAUUAUAAACUUAUUAAAUUGAAUUAAAAAAAUUUCUAUAUUUUGAUCUUAUUGAACAAGGUAUCAAACAUCUUGAUUGCCUAUUAAAUUUUAUAUUGAUUCUAAAAACUUAAAAUAAUCAUUAUGCUCUUUAAUUAUUAAAUGAUUUUAUUCAAUAAUUAAGAACUUAUGAUGACAAAAAUAAAUUAAUUGAUGAAAUUGAAUUAAUAAUUGAAGUAUUUCUAGAAUUAUCAGAAUAUUUCCAAGAACUUUUAAAUUGUAUUAAAAAUGAUAAACUUACUUUUAAUGGAAAAAUAGAACUUAAUAAUUAAUAAUUUGAAAUCAUUAUGUUGAUUUAAGAUAGCAUUAUUCAUCGCAAAAGAGCAUUAAAUAUUUAAUUAUCUGAGCCAACUAAAUAUGUUAUGCAAUAAUUAAAAUGGAUAUAUAAAGUUGGUUAAUUUGAAACAAUAAUAAAAUAAUUUAAAGAUUUGUAGAAAUAUAUCAUUCAAAAUUUUAAUACAUAAUUAAUCUUUGAAUUAGAAUUCAUUAAAGAAUUAUUUAUUUCAACUAAAUUAAGAUUACUAAUGGAAAUGAUUCUUUUAAUGAAUGUCUUGCAACAUAAUGAUAUUAAUUUACAAUAUUUUAAUUUCUAAAUUUUAUUGUAUCAUGAUUAAGAGAUAAUUAAUGAUUGUGCAUAAUAGAAUGAAGGUAAUUUUUAAAAUGAUAUUCAUGAACCUUCAGGUUCUAUAAAUUUAAUGAAUAUGCAAUAAGCUUUACUUCUUUUUUCUAAUAUUUGUUAAUAAACUGCUAUUUAUGAAAUAGAUCCAAAGAAAAAAAUGUCUAACGAUUUUUUAGAGUAACAAUAUAUUUAUUAAAUUAGAGAAUUGAAUAUAAAGCUCAAGGAAUCAAUAUAAACUCUUGUAAGAGAAGUUCACUCAGGUCAUACAAUUAUCAAGUUAUCAAUUUUACUUAAUUCAAUUUUUUUAUUCUAAAAGUUAAACAUAAAGAUUUUUGCUAUUUUAUACCCUUAUUUUUUGGAACUUCAAACUCUAGGAAAUUAAGAACUCAAAAAAAAAUAAAUUUUAGAUAUUCCACAUCAAGUUCCAAACUUAUAUUAAUUAUUAAUUGCAUUCUAGUAGGAAGGUAAUAAAUAAAUUUAAUUCAAAAAUAAAGUUAAUGAAUUUGCAGAGAAUUUCUUUGAUGAUUAAAAAACAGAUUUUAUUGAUUUGAUAAAAGAAUUAGAAUAAUUUGAUUCUAAAAAAAAGUAGAAUUUAUUAUAGAAUUCAAAACAAUAUUAUGCUAAAUGUUUUAAAGAACAUUUGUUAAAUUUAGCAAAAAUUGGAACAAAAUCAUAUGAAGAAGCAACAUAAUUUUUAAUUUCAUAAGUAGAUCCAUGA
Messenger RNA from Paramecium sonneborni, 2016 nucleotides. The record is from the annotation of a GenBank genome assembly. NCBI's taxonomy places the organism in Eukaryota, Ciliophora, Oligohymenophorea, Peniculida, Parameciidae.